UUAGAAUGUCUGCUCGCAUCUCUUCUAAAUUAUUCGUCACCUAACUGUUUAUCAGUGAACAACACAAGAAAAAUCAGCUUAUUUAUUGUUUCCUUAAAAAACUGCAAAAAUGAGCACUUUGGAAAACACUUUGCAAAUAGAAACGAAGCUAGAAAAGGAACGAACUAAUCAAGCCCUGCUGAAGGACAGAGUUGAAAAAUACUCUGAACUGACUCAGUCCAUGUCCAAAAUAUUGAACUCAUUCGAACAGCGGCUGGGAAAGCUAGAGCAAACCAUUCUUCCGGUGUACAACGUGACGAAGAACCUCCAGAAGCAGCAACAAAAUCUCGAUUCUACGCUCAACUGUCUGGAACAGGUCCUGUCGCACUACGAUGCCUCGCAGGAUGUUUGCAACUUAAUUCAUCAGGGACCCUCUGAGGGCAACAUAACGGCCUUUUUGGAUGGGUUGAACAAGCUGAAGAAAGCCAAGGAUUACUUCCUCAACAAUAAUCCCCAGAGCGUCGAGUUGGAGAAUGUGACCAGUUUGUUCAACAACGGAUGCGAGACGUUGAACAAUCAUCUAAAGUCGCUUCUCAAGAAGCAUAGCACUCCGAUGAGACCGGUGGAUUUGCUGGAUUUGAUCUACAUCGAAGAGGACUCGUCUAACGAGGAUUGUCCUUCGAUUAAGCAGCUGCCGACGAGCACCCGGGAGGAACUGAACACCAUCGCCCAAUGGCUGGACAACAAUUUGCGCCGAGAGUACGUGCAAAUCUACGGAGACGAACGAUCCGAAGUGAUUAUGCGGUCGCUGCAAAAUCUGAAGGAUCAUCAGAAAAGCGGAAGCUGGGGCAACGAGCCGUUGAAGUCCCGGUAUUAUGGACGACCUUCGGAUGCCGGGGUGAAAAAGUCGACCUCCGCCAGACUACAACAGAUCUUUGAACGCAAGGCCAAUAAAAUGUUAAUCAAAGCGCAGACCCUUGGUCAGUCAGCUGCUUUGACCAUGCGGAAAAAUUCCUCCUUCGGGGAUAUUUUAGCUGCCGAAGAGUAUGGAAGUGACAACGAUCAAGAGCUGGAAAAAUACCUAGUGCUGCUGUUGGGUCUCCAGAAGCUGCUGGUUUGGGAACGUCAUCUGCUGAACGAUAUUAUUCCUCCAUCGCGGCACAACGAGGUGUUCUCCCGUCUUUCCCAACCUUCGAUUGAAAUGGUCGUCAAAGAUGCUGAAGCCAUUACCGGGCGGGUGCUGAGGAGCAUCAGUCGCAAAGAAUGGUCCGCUGCUUUGGGAAUUUUCUCUGCUUUAAAGCACGUGCAAAUCCUUCAGCCAGAUAUUGAUAAGAUAUGUGACAGCGCUCAGCGACAGCAAUUGGGCGGAGUUUUAAGUAAGCUGCAACAAACCGGUUCCAAGGCAUUGGAACAGUUUAUCGAUGGUGUCAAAAACGAUGCCGGCAGUGGGGGAAUGGUCAGCAUGAGUUCCAGUACCAUUAGCUACGGAGGAGGAUCGAACGUACCAAAGGAUGCCACCGUCUACGAGCUGACCUCCAACACCAUAUGGUUCCUGGAGCAGCUUCAAGAACAUUGCGAAACAAUCGGAAGCAUCCUUCAAGUGGAAGCAUCCUACACAAGUGACCUAGAUCGUCUUACAUCCCAAAGGACCGUUGCGAUCGAACAGAAGAACAAAGCACUGCUAGGUCUCUACGUCCGAAAGGUCAUCGGAGAGCUAAACUACACUAUCGCGACCAAAUCCGAACAAUAUGGAGAUCUGGCCACUAAGCAACUCUUCAAACUGAACAACACACAUUACAUUCUGAAGUCCCUUCAGCGAUCGAACCUGAUAGAUCUCGUUGCACUCACCGAACAAGAUUGCGAGAAACGCUACCAAAGGAUGAUCCACGAUCUCAAAAAGGCCUAUCUGAGUUCGUGGUCCAAGCUAUUGGCUAACAUUUCUCUGGAAGACAUUCCGAGACCGGUACAAGGGCGCAUCAAAGAUAAGGAACGAGCCAACAUUAAGGAGAGGUUCUCGUCUUUCAAUAAAGAACUGGAGGAUGCCGUAAGGAUACAGCGAGCCAUCUCCGUUCCGGAUGUUUUGCUGCGCGAAGGUAUCAAGCGGGACAAUACUGAGAAUAUCAUUCCGCUGUACCAUGCUUUCUUUGAGAUGUUUUCCGAUGUGCAGUUUAGCAAGAACCCGGAAAAGUACGUUAAAUAUAAGCCCACGGAAGUUAAUGCAAUGCUGAACAGUUUCUUCGACGAUACUAUUUAAGGACACCUAGACUAUGUAAUUGUUAAUUUAUUAUAAAACACCUAUAUGAAAUAUUUACCUACAUAAAUACUAUUCACUAACAUGCAGAAUUCACCAGUAAAGUAUAUUGCAAGAAA
This is a messenger RNA of Aedes albopictus (Asian tiger mosquito), 2349 nucleotides long. It is a transcript of the gene Exo70, whose product is annotated as exocyst complex component 7. Lineage: Eukaryota; Metazoa; Arthropoda; Insecta; Diptera; Culicidae. Gene Ontology annotation, cellular component: exocyst. The record is from RefSeq and is a predicted model, not a curated record. Gene Ontology annotation, biological process: exocytosis. Gene Ontology annotation, molecular function: phosphatidylinositol-4,5-bisphosphate binding. The coding region runs from base 110 to 2233 and encodes 707 amino acids. The transcript is spliced from 5 exons.